Messenger RNA from Stegodyphus dumicola, 2503 nucleotides. RefSeq lists its product as uncharacterized. The record is from RefSeq and is a predicted model, not a curated record. Lineage: Eukaryota; Metazoa; Arthropoda; Arachnida; Araneae; Eresidae.
GCAAAGCGUCCAUCAAUUCAAACACUCCAAUCCAAAAUGGAUUGCCACAAAAAGAGGACGAAGUGGGAGAAGAAGACGAGCAAGCGGAGAGCGUUCGUGCUGUGGCAGCCAAAGUGGUAGACAAUGUGGUAAAGUUGGCUUCUGAGGCAGCACAAGAAGCCAGCUACGGAAACAGUAGCUCCUCCUCUCCUUUGAAAAAAAGUAGAGGUUGCGGUUUACAGAGGUUGCCAACUAUACAGAUCGACACAGUGCCAUCCCCGCCUCCGAGUCCAACUGACGAUUUGUCGCAACCAAAUUCAAUUGAGGCAGAUGAACCUAUAGAUACUAGUCAGAUUGAAUUUGACUUGGAAGCAGAUCAAGAAGCGGGUCCAUCAUCUGAGGAGCUAAAAGAUUUUCUAAAAGACUACGUCGAAGAUAUAUUAUCAAGAGCCAUGGUAGUUGCAGAAAAAAAACUUCAGUUUGCUGGUAUCGAUGAUGAGGAAGAAGAAGAAGAAGGAGAGGAAACAGACGGAGCAGGGCCGGAAGCUUCGAUAUCAAAAGCAGAAAACGACGAACCUAAUGAUUCUGAAAUUCGAGCUGCGGCCGAAAAGGUCGUAGAAGAAGUGAUUUCGAAAGCUACAGAAACGGUCGCAGAACAAAUGGAGAAAGACACAUCAUCCCUCACGUUCCCGGGCCUUCCAAGUAUCCAGAUCGAUACGGUGAAAUCUGCGCCCCCCAGCCCAGAAAGUGAAGAAGAAUUGCCUCAGCCGCAAAAGAAAUGGACUUUUACGAUGCGUGAUGACGAACCAGAAAAGACAGAAGAAGAGGAUACUGCGGAGGUGCCGGAGACAAAGGCAUCUAUGAUUACCUUCGACGAGGCUCCUGAAGAUGUAAAAGAAUUGGCUUCAAAUGUUGUAAAAGAAGUAGUUAGUAAAGCAGUUGCCAUGGCAGAAGAGAAAAAUGUUCCAGUGCUGCCUGUCAAUUUCGAAGAAGUGGAACACAUCAAGACUACCGGUCCGUGGUACAUAAGAUUCCGAGAAACCUUGGUGAGGGUCCUUCGCACAGCUUGCUUCUGCGCGCCUCGUCGGAACGAUUCUUGAGCGUGAUUUCUCCAAGUUCGCUCUUCAAUGUGCAAGUCAAGUGUACACGCCGCGAAACCUCGAAGUUCCCAAAGCUACAUACAUCCAUUAACGGAACCAUCCAUUGCGUUCUUGUACCCACUGUGUGUUCUAUGGAACUCCUUCAUCUAGUAAAUGCCUCAUUAAUCUCCUUCUGUAGUACCUGCCGUGUCUUUAUGUGAAUGCUCAUGGAAUACGAUGUUGUGAAUUAAUUGGUUCUUAACUGUGUCCAUGUCUCCAUCUGUAUAUUUCGAAGAACUUGUCCCGAAUCAAGUUGAUAUGGAUAUUUAACUCAAGCAUUCUGGCCCGAGCAGAUGUAGAAUUGAAACAAAGGCUUCGUGAUCCGAGAAUCAAUGAGAGAUUCCUGGGGUAUGAAGCCGAAGUUAAAGUAUUCUUCGUGGAUUGUUCCAUGGAUUAAAUACAAGGAGCUUCGAUUAUUACUGUGAGAUUGAAUUAGUUGAAUGUAACAUUGUACAUGAAAUAUUUUCUUAAAGAAAAUUAUAUUUGCCAUCUAGGUUAAAUACCGCAAACUAAAAAUAAAUAAGCGAAUAGAAAGAUAUGCGUAGUCAAAGCAGGAUAGAAUUUGUAAAAUACUAAAGAGAUGAUUUAAAAUGAACUUUUCCUCGGUUGAUGUGAAAUAUUUGUUUCACUGCACAGAUAUUGCACUUGUACUAUGGACAAAUUUCUGUUUUUUAAAGAAGGUCUAGGUGUUUUAUAGUUGUUGUUGACUGAAGUAUAAAUCUUGUUUAUUGAAAAUAAUUAUAAGCUUCAUCUUACGUCAUUAUCAUUCAAACAGUGCUUAUUUGAAUGCAAGCCGUAUAACAGGUGGCAUGUAGUUCAUAUCAGGUGCAAUAUAGAACUAUAAGUCAUUGCUAAUUAUUCCCGAAACAUUGAACCUGAUGUUCUAUUGAAUUUUUAAAUGUGGGAAUUAACUAUAAGAUUAUAAUUUUUCUUAAAAACGAAAGGUAUUUUGUUGUAAAUCGCAAAACUUACUUUAUGUGAAUGACGAUAAGAAUUUUGUGUUCUGAAAUUAUAAUCAUUGAAAUGUUUGAACACUUACCUUCAAUCGUAAUGUUUUUCAUUAGCUAUUUUGCUUUUUUAAACUGUUAAAGUAUAUUUUUAUUCUAAAUAUUUUAACAAACAAAAUGAAUCUUGAAAAAUGAUCAGCAAAUUGUGAUAUACUUGCAGUAUUAAGUGCCAUCGGAAAGUGGGUAUUGUAAUGAAGAAUAUAAAGUUAAUAUUUUGUCUUAUUUUCUGAAGGUAUAUUGAUAGUGGAAGUACCUGGCUUUUUGUUUAAACUUUAAAUAACACUGGUAUAUUUUAUUUAUUGUAAGUAUUAUGUAUCCUUAUUCUCUAGAAAUAUUGGUUUUGGUUUGUUAUUAUAAAGUUGCUCAUUAAUGCAUUAA